Molecule: messenger RNA, 1857 nt
Organism: Carica papaya (papaya)
Lineage: Eukaryota; Viridiplantae; Streptophyta; Magnoliopsida; Brassicales; Caricaceae
Product: protein neprosin-like
Source: RefSeq, a predicted model, not a curated record
GUUGCUGUUGUGGGUGCGCACGAUAAGCAGAGACAAACACACAGAGUACAACUGUCACACAUCCACCCCCACCUCCCCUCUCUCCCAAAAAAACCAAAACUUUAUCUCUGUGAUUCACAAAAGAUACUCUUAUCAUUUCUCUCCUCCCCAACUUUUCUUUUCCUCUUGAUCAUGGCGGCGCAUUCCUUGGGCUUCUUCUUUCUGCUUCUGCUGAUACUAAUAUCCAUGGUCAUGAAAACUCCUGCUGCUGCUCACGGGGCCACUCGCCGCUCUUCUACCCAAAACCUGGAUGUUCGCAAGCACUUGAAGCGCCUCAACAAGCCUGCCAUUAAAUCCAUCAAGAGCCCGGAUGGAGAUAUAAUUGACUGCGUCCAUGUCACCCACCAACCAGCUUUCGACCAUCCUUUAAUGAAAAACCACACGAUCCAGAUGAGACCAGAAUUUCAUCCAGAAGGUCUUUUUAGUGGAAGCAAGGUUUCCUCAGGCUCAAACGCAAAGCAAAGGUCAAGACCCAUUACCCAGAUGUGGCACUCUCAAGGGAGAUGCCCAGAGGGCACAGUUCCCAUCAGAAGAACCAGAAAAGAUGACUUGCUGAGAGCAAGCUCUCUUCAAAACUUUGGUAGGAAGAAGCGUCCAACCAUUCCUCAGCCAAAGUCUGCAGAUCCGGAUUUCAUCAGUCAAAGUGGCCAUCAGCACGCAAUAGCUUAUGUGGAAAGAGAUAAGUACUACGGAGCUAAAGCCACUAUGAACGUCUGGGAACCCAGAAUCCAGCAGCCCAACGAAUUCAGCUUGUCCCAAAUCUGGAUUCUGGGAGGUUCUUUCGGUGAAGACCUUAAUAGCAUUGAAGCUGGAUGGCAGGUUAGCCCAGAUUUAUAUGGUGACAGCAACACUAGACUUUUCACUUACUGGACUGGCGAUGCAUACCAAGCCACAGGCUGCUACAAUCUCCUCUGCUCAGGCUUCAUUCAAAUCAAUAAUGAAAUUGCACUGGGUGCAAGCAUUUACCCUCUUUCCAGAUUCGAUGCUGCCCAAUAUGAUAUCACCAUACUCCUAUGGAAGGAUCCAAAAGAGGGAAACUGGUGGAUGCAGUUUGGGAAUGACUAUGUGCUGGGGUACUGGCCAGGCUUUCUCUUCUCGUACUUAUCGGACAGUGCUUCAAUGAUUGAAUGGGGAGGAGAAGUGGUGAACUCAGAAGCCGAUGGGCAGCACACCUCCACCCAAAUGGGAAGUGGACACUUUCCUCAUGAAGGGUUUGGCAAAGCCAGUUACUUCAAAAGCAUUCUCAUUGUUGAUGGAUCCAACAACCUCAGGGUUCCUAAAGGCAUUGACACUUUCACUGAGCAAUCCAGCUGCUAUGAUGUCCAGAUUGGUAACAGUGAUAAUUGGGGCACCUACUUCUACUAUGGUGGUCCUGGUAGAAACCCCAAUUGCCCGUGAUUAGCUCCCUCUUGCAUACAUAAACAAACCAUCAUCCAUUUGCGUAUAUAGUUGUAAAGACCUCCCUAUAUAUGUAUACAUAUAUAUAUAUAUAUAUAUAUUAAUGUAGUCUCGUUUUUGUCUUAGGUAACACCAGGAUUCUCUUCUUGUUUUCUCCAUUCCAAAUAUAAAUCAGCUUCCCUGUUAGUUCAGGCUAGUAAGGUGUGAUAGUCUACUGUUUUGCUACUGUAUUUUGGAAAUUUUAAGUUCCCUCGUGUUCCGUUUAAGGAGUUGUAGGCAGGUAGGUGUUAUGCUUCUUUGUUAAGUUCAGAAGAGAAGGAGCCGCAUCAGUAUUUGUAGCUUAAUUACUUUAUCUGUAUUCUUAAUUGUCAUUCUUAUAGAUGUCCAAUAAAAUGUCAAUAUGCUUGAUUACAUUCUUAA